Plasmodium gonderi is the source of this 2964-nucleotide messenger RNA. RefSeq lists its product as hypothetical. The record is from RefSeq and is a predicted model, not a curated record. Lineage: Eukaryota; Apicomplexa; Aconoidasida; Haemosporida; Plasmodiidae. The transcript has a single exon. Bases 1 to 2964 code for a protein of 987 amino acids.
AUGAGAAUUGGAAAAAAUGAAUUGUUUCGUUGUAAGAAUCGCAUAUUCUUUUAUUUUAAGUUAACUUCAUGUUUGAAUGGUGUGUUCGAAGGAGGUUUAGAUUGUCAAGGGACCCUUUUUUUAAGGAGGAGCAAAGGAUGGAAAUCCAAAACGGAAGUUGGUAAAAAGAACUUCUCCCAUAAUAGGGAAGGCGAAAAUGGGCGACCAAAUUUUAACAAUGUAAUUGUUGAUUAUUUAGGAAUCCACAGAAAUGAACAAAAUGGAAAAGUUCAACAAAAAGUGCUAAUUGGAGAAAUGUUGAAAAACGCUCUGCUACAUGUAAAAGGUAAUAAAAGGGGAAAUCAAAAUGGAACUAGUCACAACACAGAAGGUGUUGUAGAACGUAUUCUCAACAAUAAGUUAAUGAUGGAAAACUUAAAUAUUAUCCAUUUUAAUAUGCUCUUAACUAUAAUAAGUAAGGGGGAAAUAACAUUGAGCAAAAAAAUGCAGGAUAGUAUUAUGCAUUUAUUACACAGACACAUUUUUUUUUACAGAAAUGAUAUUGACAAUACAAAUAACGCUUGGAUUAAUAUAAUCCAUAUUCUUUCUAACAUUUGUAAAAAUAAUAAGACUAUGUUAUGUUUAAUUAGAAAAAGGGGUUACUACUAUUUAGGGAGUGAGAAAACACAAGAAAACACUUCACUUUCGUUUGUAGAUAAAUUUGUACAUAGAAUAUGCAAACCAAAUGACUGGAAUUAUUCGAUAAGAGAAAUUUCUUUGUUAUUGCACAGUUGCUACUAUUUAAAUAUUAGAAGUUAUCUACUGUUUGAUACAAUUUUUGAAAAAUUGCAAAAAAAUGAGUAUCAUUUUAAUUGUUUAGAUACACACAUUUUUGUUUAUGCUGUCUAUAAACUACAAUUACAAAAGUAUGUGCCAUUUUUGGAAAAAUUAAAAAAAAAAAUUUUAAAAAAUAUAUGUUAUUUUUCAAGUGGUCAAUUGGUAAACAUAUUAUUAGCUUACACGCACGUCUACUACAAGGAUAAGAAUAAAAAAUUUCAUCUGAAGAAAGACCUUUUCAUAAAUAACAUUUUUGAAAACUGUUGGAAUAUGAUAAAUAAUUAUUCGAAUAGAGAAUUUUGUAACUUUCUCAAUUUUAUUGUACAAAAUGACAUUAACCUAAACCAUGAGCAACGGUCGGAGAUUUUUAUUAUCAUUUAUUACUUGUUAAAAAAUAAAGAAUGCAAAAGAUUAAAACUGAAACUUAUGAUUGAUUUGGACAUCUUCACGAUUUUAAAUUUUGUCUAUAAGUAUGGAAAUCUAGAUAACACCAUAACUUAUAUUACGAAAUUCUCCAUUUCUAAUAUAAAUGAUUUAAUUAUUCAGUUAAUUAAGAAGAAAAAAUUUAAGCAAAAUUUAUUAGUAUAUAUAUUACACUUUUACAAACAAAGUGUGGCUAACCUUCAUCCCAUUAGUAAUCAUACUGUACUACACUUCAUACAGCAUAUUUGUGCACACACACUGGAAUUCAAAAUGAAAGUUAUCUUAUUGACAUCUUUAGAAAGGCACGUAACAGUAGUAGGAGAUAAUCACACAGAAGAUACCCAUAAUUUUUCCAUUAACAAAUAUUAUUGCAAUUUGAUGAAAUAUAUAUAUAAUGACAUAUGUAAAGGAGAAAAUGUUCUUAUUUGUGAGAAGAAAAAGGAAAACAUUUUGAAUCCAAACGGUUGUCCAGAAGGGGUAGUAAUAUCUAGUACAGAUAUUAAGGAAAUAUUAAAAUUGAUUAAAAAGAGAACUCAAAAUAGUUAUUAUAAUUCUGAACAGUCUGGUAACUUAUCACAUACUGUUUCCCUAGAAAAGGAAACUUUAAAAGUGCAACAAAUGCUUCUCAAUGUUGCUAGUGACUAUGUGACAAAAAAUAAAAUAGUGGAGUUAUUCCCCCUUAUUUUGAUGAACAGAAAUGUACCUACAGACAUCUGCAACAAAGCAGAGAGUAUUAUAUACAACAUAUUUGAUAAUUUAAAUCAGCAUUUGUUAGAUCUUAAGAACGGAGUGAAUAUGAAAAAUAAAUAUGAAAAAAACAAAACAACCUUUAAUUUUUUCCAUUCAUUAAAUUUGUGCAACGAAUGCAUUUUUAGUAACACUUGCAUUAGUGGUGGUGGUGGUAAUAUGCAAAAAUUUAAGAACAACAAAAAUGCUAUAUUACAAUGUAUAGAGCUUAUACCUAUGAACGAAGAAAAUAAAAAAUAUUAUUUCCAGCUACAUGUCCAUAUGCUCCUAUUUGACAUCAAUAACAAUUUACCUUUUUUUAUAAAUCAUUUGUUAAGGAAAAUUUCGGAUUUUCUAGUGAUGAUCAAUUCGAAUUAUAAACAAUAUAUAGUAAAUUUUGUUGAUAUAUACUCAUCUAUAAUUAAGGUUCACACAAGUUACUAUGAAAUUUACAUAGAGAAGGUUUACAAGUAUAUGUACCCCCAAAUAUUUUCUCAUUAUGAAAACUUAAACUGUAAACAUUUGUGUCUUUUAUUUUAUUCAAAUUUAAUUCAUUUGUUUUUACAUAUAUAUGAUCGAAAGAAAUAUUCCAAUCACGUCACUUUAUCUAUUCGAUUGAUGUUAAAGCUGUUUAGUUAUUUUUUAAACUCAAUGGAUGAAGGAACAUACAAUUUAAUUCAGACCAAUAGUAUAGAAAUAUCCGAAUAUCAUAAAAGGGAUAAAAAUAUAAAAAUAACUCCCUCAUUAAACAUACCUGUGAACGAUUUAAUUUACUUGUAUAGAGUAUUAACCAUUUUUCAUUUUACGAAUUUGUAUGCAUACAUGAAUGUCUACGAGUUGAAAUGCCUUUUCGUUUUUCACCAAAUUUUGAAUUUUAACAUUUUUAAAGUGAACAAUUUUUCCGUUACAGAGUUUAUCCAGACGCAUAAAGGUAAACGGGGGAGGCCUCUACGCGGGCUUGUGCCGAUUGAGCUGACAAAAGAACGCGCCUUCACAUGA